Messenger RNA from Sciurus carolinensis (gray squirrel), 5642 nucleotides. RefSeq names its product catechol-O-methyltransferase domain containing 1 (gene Comtd1). The record is from RefSeq and is a predicted model, not a curated record. Lineage: Eukaryota; Metazoa; Chordata; Mammalia; Rodentia; Sciuridae. The transcript has 6 exons. Gene Ontology annotation, molecular function: S-adenosylmethionine-dependent methyltransferase activity; O-methyltransferase activity. Bases 108 to 1058 code for a protein of 316 amino acids.
CGCGGGCAGAGCAGGGCGGGACAAGGUGGAGCCAGCCUGCCCGCGCGUCCAAGUCUGGCCUCGGUGGCUCCAGCGCACGUGAUCUGUCGUCGUCUCCCACCCGCGCCAUGACCCAGCCUGUACCCCGGCUCUCUUUGCCUGCCACGCUGGCUCUAGGCUCGGCCGCGCUGGGUGCCGCUUUCGCCACUGGCCUCUUCCUGGGUGAGCGGGGUCCGGCCGGCCUCUUCCUGGGGAGACGGUGGCCCCCGUGGCGAUUCCGGCGACAGCAGCGCCUACUUCCCCCAGAAGACAGUCCCCUCUGGCAGUAUCUGCUGAGCCGCUCCCUAAGGGAGCACCCGGCGCUACGGAGCCUGCGGCUGUUGACUCUGGAACAGCCGCGGGGAGAUUCCAUGAUGACCUGUGAGCAGGCCCAGCUUCUGGCCAACCUGGCGCGACUCAUCAAGGCCAAGAAGGCACUGGACCUGGGCACUUUCACGGGCUACUCUGCCCUGGCGCUGGCCCUGGCGCUGCCCCCCGCCGGGCGCGUGGUGACCUGCGAGGUGGACGCAGGGCCCCCGGAGAUGGGGAGGGCCCUGUGGAGGCAGGCCGAGAUGGAGCACAAAAUCGACCUGCGGCUGAAGCCAGCCCUGGAGACCCUGGACGAGCUCCUGGAGGCGGGCGAGGCCAGCACCUUCGACGUGGCCGUGGUGGACGCGGACAAAGAGAACUGCGCAGCCUACUACGAGCGAUGUCUGCAGCUGCUGCGCCCCGGAGGCGUGCUCGCCAUCCCUAGAGUAAGGGCUAGGCCGGGGCAAAAAGAAAACACCCACUCCAGGCUGGGUCCCUGCCUCUGCCCAUGGCUCCUGCCUGUGUCCCAAAGACCCCCUCUCGCCACCCUCCGGCAGAGUCCCAGGCUUUCCCCCACUGGAGUCCUGGGUCUCCCCACCCCCUGCUCCAUCACCUCCCCGAGGUCCCGCCUCCACGGCUGGUUGGCUCCGCCCCUCCACAGGUACUUUGGCAUGGAGCGGUGCUACAUCCUCAGCAAGGGGACACCGAGGCUGAGCGUGUGCGAAACCUAAAUGAGCGCAUCCGAAGGGACGCCAGGGUUUACAUCAGCCUCCUGCCCUUGGGCGACGGCCUCACCUUGGCCUUCAAGAUCUAAGGCUGGCCUCUAGCUAGUGAGCUCAUGGGAGGGAACCUGGGAACCUGACCCUCAGCUUUAAAUCCUGUAAUAAAGUGGGGUUGGACAUAAUGUCCUGAUUUUCCUCCCUGUAUGGCACUGAAUGGAGGUGGGGAGAAGUUUUAACACAAGUAGCUUCUUCAGUGAAAGGGAACCUUGAUGUCUCAGCCCCAUGUGGUGACCAGAGGCCCCAGUCGCUCAAGCUUGCCUCCCCCUCACAGGGUCUGAGAGUUAGACGCAAAAUACAUCCUCUCUUCGUCCCAUUCCCGUCUCCCUCAAGGACAGGUGAAAUUCCUGGUACAGUGCAGCUGGGACUGGUGGGGAGACCUCAUCUGGGAACUGACAAUGUGAGAAAGAGAACUUGCAGGGGACCAGCACUGCCAAAGGUACUCCUAAGUUAUGCCAGUUCUGCUGGCCAUUUGCCCACAUUUUCACGGAAAUAUCAGCUUCCCCACCUUACCUCUAUAGUGGAAGCCCUGGUCAGUGACCAUCACCUCUGAGAACCUGGCCACCUGGGCUAGACCUGAGAACCUCAAGGUUGGCUUGACUAUAUAUCUUAAUUUUCCCCUUAAGUCCUGAAGAUAAGGGGACUGCUGUCCAAAACGUGAAGCAAACAGGCCUGUGGGUAGCAGACCUUCAGUAUUACAAUUUUAAACACAUUUCCCAGAGGACAGAGAACUUGAGGUUUUCCAGCAAGCUAGUUUAAAGGCGAGGUGAAAAGGCAGUUAGGCUUUAGGCAGGAGCUUCAAGCUAGAUUCUUUGCUUCUUUCAUUCAAAUAUCCCCAAUCCACAGGAAGAUCUUAUCUCCAAGACAAAUGAGUCAGGUUCUUUCUACUAACCUCAAGACCUCAGGCAAAAGCUUUGCUGCCACCUGAUAAGACCUGUUGGUGGAACUGCACGUAAAGACUGCGGGAAGCAGUUACAGGAGCUGCAUGAACCUACAGCUGGAGAUUUUCAUAAUCCCACAGCUCCAGGAUUUACCUUGCAAUCUGCACAAACCUCAGGGCCCUAGAUAUUACACCUACCCUCUUCUCUACUCAUAAAAGCUGAUUAGGAUGCACACAGGUGACUGUAACUCAAACCUGUGUGCACUGCAGUCCAGAUGAGUGAACCAGAUGAACUCUGAAUGUGACAGAAAACCCAAUGAUUAGCUGAGGAGUAGCAGGUCAUUUAGAUUUCAGGGAGCAGCAGGACCCCUAGCCAGAUUUCCUCCCUGCAGGUCUCGGUUGUCUCCUGAGUACAAGUGUUGUUUUCAUAUGUAGCAUGCAUGGAUACCUUUUCAUUUUCUUACCUAGCAAUAGGUCUAACUCAAGUUCCAACCUCCAACCUGCUCCCACACCUCUAAGAGGUGUGUCUGGGGAGACAGCCUUUUGGAGAGUCCAUCCUGAUUUACUUGGGCCACUCCAGUCAAUUCCCCAGGACAAACAAGUGGGAUCUAUUUCAGUCAGCUUUUUCACUGUUGUGACCAAAAGACCUGACAAGAACAAUUAGAGUAGAAAAAGUUUAUUUGGGCUUCAUGGUUUCAGAGGUCCUUAGUCCAUAGAUGGCUGACUCCAUUCUUUGGGGCCUGAGGUUUGGUAGAACAUCAUGGCUAAAGUAUGUAGGAGAAGGAAGCAUCUGGGAGCAUCACACCAGGAAGCAAACCGCUCUCCUCACAAAAUACAAGCACCAAAGGCGUGCCCCCAGACCCACCUUCUCCAGCUACACCCUACCUGCUGUCAGUUACCAGUUAAUCCCAAUUAUAACCCAAUCAUUUCACCUCUAAACUUUCCUGCAUUGUCUCACACACAAGCUUUUGAGAGACACCUUAUAUCUAAACCAAACAAACCAGAAGAGGCCUCUUGUCCCCCCUCCAUAUGGAGAGCUUGCUUGAAUUCUACUAUCAGAUUCUGCUCAACCUGCAAGUUUUUAGUAUGUUAUCAUUUCUUGAAUGAGUCCCAAAGUACUCCAUUUUCUUUAGGUUUUGUAUUUAGAUGUGUUCAACAAAUUUCCCCUUCUCUUACCUUCUUAAUCCUUCAAACUGUCACCUCUCAUCACAAAACUUGUUCUUUCGACUUUUCCAACCAUAAUCACCCAUUAACAUCAACUAUUCAUGCCCAGAUGAAGGCCAAGGGAAUUGCCCUUAUCUCACAGUUCAAUCCAGCUUUCCAGUCAUCACUCCUUCCCACUAGGGCCCAUAUGCUUCCUCUCUCUCAGCGGUUAAGGUUCUGGAUACUCCACUUCCCAACCCACUGAUUUAGGGCUGCAGCACUGCUUGCAAGAUAACCAAUUCCACUAGAAACCAGCAAACAAGUAAUUGUCUAAAUAUUUAAAAUACAGUUCUUGUUUAGGUCAUCCUUGAUCACCUUCUUGUGGGAGAAAAAACCCUGCUGGUCACAAUGGCAAUAUAUUUAGGUCAAGUCUUCUGGUUCCCAGAGGUUUCUUUCAGUUGGAUUAAGCCUCCAAUUCCAGGGUCAGCCCAAGUUGAUUUUCUGCAGCAAUAGCUCACAGCGGCACUGGGGUGUGUGUGUAUAACCUUUCAGCACCACCCCUACAUUUUCCUGUCUUCAUCACUUACUCUCUCCCACCACUCCUGGAGUUAACAAUGAACCAAUGUAAUUCUGCACAAACUCAGAAACUAAUGAGUGUGACUGUGUGUAACCUCUUAUUUUAUUGUAGUCUCAAAAAGCUCCUGGAAUUAAUUCUAGAGGCACAGAGGACUUGUGGCACAGAGUUAAGAGCAAAAUGCUCACCAGAAAAAUAAAGUAUUGGCUAGAUACCAGGGCGAUUUGAUCCUAGCUGGCAAAUUUUUAACUGCAAAUACUUGGAGCCAUGAAUUAUGUAUACUUGUUUUAUUCAUAAUUUGUAAUGUUCUGGGAUACCAAAAGUAAUUCUAAUGAUGGUUGAAUUUAACAAAAAAAAUCUUUACCCUCAUCUUAAAACAUCCACUGAUCCAUCUGAUUCAAUGGCAAUAUUCAAUGUUAAAGGGAACAUAAAAACAAACAUGCACACAAUUGCACAGUUUUCAUAAAGGUCUAUUUCAUUAUUGGUGUGUAGCGCAUUUAACAGUUAAAUACAUUUAAAUAAUGUAUAGGUGACUGCAUGACUGCAGCAUUGGUAACUAGAUAACCAAUUCAACUAGAAACCUGCUAACAAGUAACUGUCUAAAUAUUUAAAAUACAGCUCUUGUUCAGAUCAUCCUUGUUUUGAUCACCUUCUUGGGGGGGGGGGGGGAAGCCUGCUGGUCACAAUGGAAAUAUAUUAAGGCCAAAUCUUCUGAUAUCCAUUCCCAGAGGUUUCUUUCAGCUGGAUUAAGCCUCCAAUUCCAGGGCAAGCCCAAGUUUGUGGCCUCCAGCAUUAAUGCUCUUCCCGUCUACCAGAGCUGACAGCGUAAGCUUCACACCUGUGAACAAAGCAAACCAUUAUGAGGGGUGCGCAAAAGUUCACUUCUAAUUACCACACAGAGCCUGGUUGUAAAACUUCCUCAGCCUGCAGCUGACCUACUAGUUCCAGCCACCAGAGGGCGCCUGGAAGCAUCCAGGUACUGAGAGUUGGAUUAGGUUAGUAAUGCACUAUCAUGGGAUAAGGUAUCAAGUCACAGAACAUAAAACGUUAGUAACAAGUUCAAAGUGUUCUAGAAAAUAUAAUAAUGCUCAUACUACCCAGACCAAAAUAUACUGGAGAGAUCAAAUCAUAAUAGGACCCCAGAAAGGAUAAACGAGACAUGUGGGGACAAGUGAGGAAACCUGAACAUAGUUUCCCUCUUAGGUAAAAUACAGUCUUAGAUAUGAUGGUGUUAUAGUUACGAAGAAAAUGUCUUACUCUUAGGCACACACGACAGGGUUGUGCAUCUACAUGUCUGCAGAACACUAUUUAAAAACAUAUGCCAAAAAAGGGAUUAAGUUUAUGAUGAAAGCGGUAAAUGUCAGCAACAGGUUGGAAAUACAGAACUCCCCAUCCCAGACCUAUUUGAAGAAACCCCAUCAGACUGUAUUUGAAGAAACCCUUCCAAGUCAAUCAAGUGCAUGCUCAAGUCAUAGAAGUGCUGCUAUAAAAAACAGCAAGGUACAAAAUUCUAUGUAAACAAGACUACAGAGACAGCCAAAGCAAUGAAUGAACUUGGACAAAAUAAAAAUUACUACAUCUCAGAUACAAGCGACAAAACUGAACAGGGAAUGCAUAUUAAAUAAUGAGUCACUGCUGUCUUAUUUGUGACAAAAGUAUUGUGGUUAUGCAGAAUGUUAUUCUGAGAAGCAAAGGAAUAAUCUUCUAAAUGCUUGAAAGAUCUGCAAAUUAGAAAGCUGAGAAAUGAAAAUUAACUUUUAAAAUACUAUCAAGUUGGAUAUGGUGGCACAUACCUGUAAUCUCAGCAACUCAGGAGACAAAGGAUCACCAAGUUUAAGGCCUGUUUCAGCAAUUUAGUAAGACCCUUAGUAACUUAGCAAGACUUUGUCAGAAAAAAAAGGGGGGUGGAAGGAAAGAGGGUGCUGGGGAUAUAACUCAG